CCGGGCUGCAGGGUUUGAGAGCCGGGCACUGGGCCCCCCUCUGCAGGUCUAGGGUCUGUCCCAGCCCAACGCUCCAGCCAUGGGCACAGACCUGCUGCCACACCAUGAUGCUGGGGAAAGGGAGCUCCUGACUCAGGGCCCCUUCUGGAGAGCAGGGGGUCCUGCCACGCUGAGGGUCCUGAUCCUCGCCCUGCUCUGGACGGGGUCCCUGUCCCAGCCACAUGGAUUUACCCUGAUGGUGCCGCAGUCGGUGUCGGUGCAGGAGGGUCUCUGCAUUCUCGUCCCCUGCACCUUCACGUACCCAGCCUCCUACGACACCGACAAUCCCUCGGCCCAGCUCUACGGAGCCUGGUACAAGGAGCCUGCUACUGUGGACCAGGAUCCUCCCGUGGUCAGUAGUGUCACCAGCCUGGGAGUGUCGCAGGAGACCCAGGGCCGGUUCCGGCUGACGGGGGAUCCAGUGCACGGCGACUGCUCCCUGCAAAUCAUUGAUGCCCGACGGACGGAUGCAGGGAGAUAUUUCUUUAGCUUCGAGAAAGGCAUGUCUGAACACACUUACCGCUCCAAUUCCAAUGGCACUGACCCUGUGCUCACAAUCUCCGUGCCAGGUAAGAGCAGCUGCAGUCACCGCUUGUGAGAGUUUCCCCCCAAUCUGAGCACUGGGGUACAGAUGUGAGGACCUGCCUGAAAGACCCCUUAAGCUUAUAUUCUACCAGCUUAGGUUAAA
Molecule: messenger RNA, 727 nt
Organism: Mauremys reevesii (Reeves's turtle)
Lineage: Eukaryota; Metazoa; Chordata; Testudines; Geoemydidae
Product: myeloid cell surface antigen CD33-like
Exons: 3
Coding region: 80-637 (185 amino acids)
Source: RefSeq, a predicted model, not a curated record